UGUAUGUCAGUUUGUUCUAGAUGUUUUAGAAUAACAAACUAGUCAAAAAUCAAACAAAAACAUAUUCGGCUGACCGACAUAAAGACCAGAAAGUACCAUAUCCAGGCCUUUUCCUCUUAAAAUUAAAGUCCCAUCAAGCAAGCAACUGACCAACAUGUUUCCCGAUGACUUCGACGUGGAACCCUUCAAUCCGUUCAAUGUGGGGCCGCCCAACAGCGGAGCUCGCUCCGAGUUCAAAAUCCCCACCUGCGUUACGUAUCCGCCACCGGUUUUCGUAGCCCAGCGAGAAUACUCGCAGGAGGCUCUUGGAUCUGCCUCCAAGAAGUCGCUUGCCCGGGACAGCAAGCCGAAGUUGGGGAAAUCAGAGCUGGGUGAGGUGGCCAUUUCCAAGGCCAUCAACGAGGAUAUGGCCGUGGCCAAGAGGCAGGCCUCCGCCAUUCAUGAAAAUGGUCGCAUUGGUGCAGGUGGUGUUUCCAAAGUAAAGCUAGUCGAGGAUGCCCAGUCGAAGGAGGCCUUGGAAAAGGCCUCGCUUUGCACCUUAAUGCCAGUGCGGUCAAGUCGUCAGGCAAGUGGAGAUGGCAGAGCCAAAUCGAAUCCAUCCUCUUCAGACUCCAGUGUGGCUUCCAAGACGAGUAGCGCUGUCAAGCCAAGUCAAGCCAGCAUCUCUUCCAAAGCAUCGAAUAUAUCCCAGACAAGUUCUGCAAGCACCAAACUCACUCCCAAGUCUAUUUUGAAGUCUCCAAGACCCUUGGAGCUAGAGAAAACUAAGUCAAAGGUAUCGCAAAAGACCUCAGAAGCAAUCUCUUUCGAGGACAGAUCUCUUAAGCAGCAAAAGUGUGAUUCUGGCAGCCAAGGAUCCCUGGUGGCAAAGGCUUCCAAGUCUGUAAGUCAAGAUUUCCAAAAAGAUGAAGCAACUCCCUCUGAACUUGGCUCCAAAUCAACCAAGGCAGCCUCCUCGGUCGCCAUAACUAAGCCGAAUGUCAACAAUUCAAGUGUCCUUCCCGAAUCGAAGGAUGGGCCCAGCUAUAUUCAGUCUGAAACUGCCUUGUCCUACAGACAAUCGCUCAAUCAGCAGGCUGCCGAGUUGGCAGGUCGCCUUAAUGCCGGCAAUGAAAACUUCAGGCGCUACAAUUCAGUGGCACGGAAUCACUCGAUCGCCGUGCCACAAAAGUUGUCGCAAGGGGAUCGCAUGACCUUUUGGUUCAGCGAUGCUGUGCUCUCUUAACAAACUAAUCGCUACAGAAAAAUAUAACUGAAAAUUAGCAGUUCUUACAAACAUUAUUUUUUAAAACUUGCAUACCAUUAAAGUUUAUGAGGCAGAAAAGAGGAAA
Drosophila elegans is the source of this 1331-nucleotide messenger RNA. RefSeq lists its product as uncharacterized. The record is from RefSeq and is a predicted model, not a curated record. Lineage: Eukaryota; Metazoa; Arthropoda; Insecta; Diptera; Drosophilidae. The transcript is spliced from 2 exons. The coding region runs from base 155 to 1225 and encodes 356 amino acids.